Portunus trituberculatus (swimming crab) is the source of this 2903-nucleotide messenger RNA. RefSeq lists its product as uncharacterized. The record is from RefSeq and is a predicted model, not a curated record. Gene Ontology annotation, biological process: chloride transmembrane transport; signal transduction; nervous system process. Gene Ontology annotation, molecular function: extracellular ligand-gated monoatomic ion channel activity; neurotransmitter receptor activity; transmembrane signaling receptor activity. The transcript has 10 exons. NCBI's taxonomy places the organism in Eukaryota, Metazoa, Arthropoda, Malacostraca, Decapoda, Portunidae. The coding region runs from base 1 to 2421 and encodes 806 amino acids. Gene Ontology annotation, cellular component: membrane; neuron projection; synapse.
AUGCAGAAACAGCUGGUGCCGAAGAAGGGGACGCUGUGUGUGCGGUGCUGCGGAGGGCUGGUUUUCAAGUCCUUCCAGUUUGAGGCGCGGAAGUACGAGUGGCAGCAUGUGUGUGUGUCUCUGGAUCUGGAAGGGGAUGUGCUGCGGGUCAUGCUGGAUGGAGUGGAACACACCACAAGCCUCGGAGAAGCGAAGAGAAGAGCUACUGACGAAGGCACACUACUGGAAGUGGCUGGCGGAGGGCGGCUGGUGGUGGGACAGAAGCUUCACUCCCUUGACGGUGACUUCAUGUUCCUGGAGACCCUAGACGGGGAGGUGGGGGAAUGGAAAAUAUACCCUGAGGCCCUUCCAGGAGACACAAUGUUGAUAUUUAGCACCUGCCACGACGCUCCUAGCCUCCCCAUGCCCUUGUACGACCUUCAAGACGGCCGCUUAGAAGUUGUCGGGGAAGCCAGCACCAGCAACGUGUCCCUAAAGGCUCUGUGUGAUAAGGAAACUAGGGAAUUUUAUCUGUUUUUCCCCGUUUGGAUGACCUAUAUAGAAGCGAGACGAUGGUGCAGGAAGCUUAAAGGAUCUGUAGCGCUCCCUAAGGACUCUGAAACCAAUGCCCUCUUGGUGGAUAGGUUCAUAAGACACCGAGACACCUGUGCGCAGACCUGGACGCAUUUGUUUUGGGUAGACGCUGAAGGAGAGGGUAAAGAAGGCCCGUGGAGGACUACUGAAGGGGAGCUGCUGUCCUUCACCCCCUUCCUGCAGGAGGAUUCAGCGGGGCAAGAAGAUGUCCAGUGUGCUGCGGCGGUGUCCCAUAACAGAAAGAAAUGGGCUGUCAGUCCUUGCCAGAUGGAGACCUGCGUGCUCUGUGCCUUCAACAUCCACCCGGAGAUAAGGCUGUAUGGUCUCUGCGAUCACUCCUCCCUGGACCGCCUCUUCUCCUUCCGCGACCACCCGAAAUAUGAACUAAUUUUCGAGGGCGUCUCCCAUGUGGUCUUGGCUGCUCAGAACGGGUCGUGGGUGAUGCGCAGUCGCCUCUACCUGUCCCUGAAGGCUGUGAUGGUGACGCAGUACGAGGGGCAGGAUCCUGUUGGUGUGCGCACGUGGGUUGUUGAAGGCGACAGAUGCAGGGAGAAGGAGAUCCAGCUCCUUCUGACCUCCUGUAGCCACGAGGAGUACACCUGCGAUGACGGGUCCUGCGUAGCUAGGACAGACAGGUGUGACAGACGCGUGCAGUGCCCAGACCACAGUGACGAGAAGGGCUGUUCCGUGGUCCUCCUCCCCCCUGGAUACUCCCCGUCGUUACCCCCGCCCCCUGUCAACGCCUCAGCCCUCCCUAUCGCCCUCAGCCUCGCCGUCACGUCAGUUAGGGAGUUUGACCUCAGCUCGUUCACCAUCAGUAUAGACGUGACCCUCAAGCUUCUCUGGAGGGACCAAAGGCUGCGCUACAGUAAUCUUGUCGGGGAUUACCGCACCAAUAAACUCAAGGGCUCCACAAAGGUGUGGGUCCCUAACCUGGAGCUGACGGACGGCACUCGCAGCACAGUGGCCGCCAAGGAACACUCCACGGCCACUUAUGUCCUGCGUCGCUCCGGCUCACUCCCUGACGACGACGCCACACUCAGGAGGGACGUGAUGUACAGCGGCAGACACAACCCGCUGUACCUCUGCCGUGACCUCACCCUGACCUUCAAGUGCCACUUCCACCUGCAGAUGUACCCCUUUGACCUUCAGGAGUGCCACGUCCUUCUCAGCCUCCACGAUAUCACUGACCACGUGGGGGUACUCGUGCAGCAGGAUGAAGGCGUUGUGUUUGAGGGCGCUAGACACUUGCUAGAAUACACACUCUUGCACGAGGAACUGGAGGUGUACAGCGAGGCGAACCUGAGUCACGCCAGGGUUAUGUUCAUGUUUCACAACCAGUUCAGUUACUACAUCGCCAACACCUUCCUGCCGACCCUCAUCCAGGUGCUAAUUGGUCUCGCCACGCUGAAGUUUGACGUGGCAGACUUCCAGGAUCGAAUAAUGGUUUCCCUCACGUCACUGCUGGUGCUGGCUACCUUCUUCACGCAGACCAGCCAGAGCAUCCCUAAGACGUCAUACUUGAAGCUCAUAGACGUGUGGUUUGUGGCCGUCAUCUUCCUGGACUUCGCUAUGAUCAUGUCUAUUGUUUACGUUGAGAUCCUUCGCUUGAGAAUCAAACACCCUGUAGGAGGUUUCUUCACCAAAGUCGCCCCGAUGUCAGAGCCCCCGUCAGGUUGCUUUGCCUCGUGUAGGAAGGCUGACUCCAGGAGGGACGCUUUCUUCCUCAGCACUAGCAGGCCUGAAGAGGUCAAUUUCUGGAUGUUUAAGCUCUUUGCGUGGGCUGUGGUGGCGACUGUAGCGACCUUUGUGUGUGUGUGUAUGUAUGGAGUUUUGGACGAGCACUAGCACCGUAUUCUGAAGCACCUCUGUACCGCAUCUCACUUACACUACAUUCAAAAAGGCUCUGAUUGAAGUGACACGUGUUUUCAGUGGUGAUUUUUAGGGUUCGAGUGAGAUGUACUAUAUAAAAGAAAUUAAUAUGUAGACGUUAUUCUUAUGCAUUUUUCAUAUUUUGGUGAAUGUUGAAUGUUCUCCUUUCUUUAACCCUUUGACUGACACCUGGCACACCUUUCCCUCGUUGCCAAUCACUUUGAAAUCUUUAAAUUAGCUAGAUAUUACAAAAUGUAUUCCUUUCCACCUAUGUCCUUCUUACAGAUGUUUAGAUAGAGAUUUAAUACAUAUGAUGGUGAUGAUUGUCUCGUAGUGAAGUGAAAAUUAAGGUUAGCUUGAUUUAGUAUAGACAAUCGUUAAACCGUAUGUGUGAUGUUACAUACUUAAUAGUAGUGUGUACGAAAUAUAACCUAAUGUAACCUAAUGUAUUCUCUAGU